CUAUAAUGUGUCAAUGUGUGCGUUAAGGCAUCUAUAUUGGCACUAUGACGAAAAAUGUGGCUGUGGCAUGUGUUCUUUUUGCUUUUUUGCUUGGAGCCACUGGAGCUAUGUCUGUCUAUGCGCGGGGUGAUUGUUAAAAACGACCCAAGGCAUCGAAACGGGCAUGGAAAUAUCUUGUCACAUCGUGUACCGAGUGGCAUUACCUGGAAUCUGUCAUUUAUUUCGCAACCCAUUCGGCAUGUUGCCUUCGAUCCACUUAGAUGUACCCAGGUAGGACGAACUCUUACCCCGGGCAUCAAUAGUGCUUCUACUACACUUAUAAAAGGUGAUAGAUCGUUAUGCCACGGUAGGAGUGGUGUAAUUUAUGCUGUUUCUUUGUCAUCUGGGUACCUUAAUGCUAGUGACAAGUAUCAUGGAACGGAUGAUCAUCCGCUCCAAUCACAUAUAAGGUUAUAUGCAAAGGACAAACCACGCCAUUUCGCAUUACGCUCAUUUUUCGGAUCUGUCAAUAAGGUAUUUACCGAUGCUGAAUACGACCACCGAUUGGAGUUGAAUAGGAAGUAUGACAAUAUAACUGACGAGAAUGACGACUCCGGGUUACCUCUUGCCCCUGAGAAUGAGGACUAUGAUGUCGACGACGGCGUACCUCCGGAGGACGGAGACAUGACUAGGCCUCCUUCUCCCAAGGAGGAUUGGUUUUUAAAGCGUAUGGCUCGUGGCCGUAGGUUUUGGCACAAGUAUUUUGCGGAGCCGUCACAACAAUCGUUACGAUUCUACAAUCUUGUGAAGAUGAAGCACGAUUUGAAGUACUGCAACCGUGUGGUUCGUCGUGAGUACACUGAGUUACGCCCUGAGAUAAAGCAAAGGGUCGUUGACGGCAAGUUGCAGAAGCUGACUCCGCGUGAGCGCAAUUUGAAUAAAAGUCGCAUUCAGGUCAAGCGCACUGUAGUGGGUUUUGACAACAGUAGUGAGGACAGUAACAUAUUAAUACUCUUGACCCUGCCACAGCGCCGUUUGGUCCAUAUGGUGGAACGCAUCCGCUUACCUCAUUUACUGGCAUUGCGUAAUUACGAGAUGUUGAGGCUAUUAAGGGAUUCCAUGCUUUUCAUGUCUAAGCCUAACAUUUUCGAGAGUACUGUUGACUUUUUAUUGACAGUAUCAAGAUUCAACAUGGACUACUCAGGUGACAUACCACUGCUAACUGAUCUGCCAGAUAAAACACAAAAGCGUUAUCGUCCAAUGAUAUAUGCUCGCAUCGGUCGUAUACGGAACGAUCCUUUUGCAGACCACUUGCUUAAAGUUCGCAGUUCUAGGCCUGAUACCAUAAGGGAGCCAUUUCCCAUUUUUGAGCACAACAGGAACAGCGUGUUUAAGCGCUUCCUGGACGCCUGCGACUCCUUAAUUAACCAUCGUCUUGCGAAUAGUGAAUAUGACUUUGAUGCAGUCAUGGAUCGCAACUUUUCGGACAAUUUCAAGGAUACAAUGCCGGAGUACAGUACCAAGGAGAGUGUCAAUCGCAUUGACUACCCGGUGGUGGUAUCAUUUUCCAAGGAAAUGUCUCAAUACUUAAGUGAACCCAUGUUACCACCUUCUGAGGCCAUCAAGAGUACUUCUACAGUAUCUAGGGAUAAAGAUACGGAAAACCAGGAGCCGCCAGCUCGGGAUGUAUCCCGCGGUAGCAAAAUUCCGUGGAGCGUGGAUGAGGUGAAGGAAAUGUUAAGAAGGAUGCACAAGAUCGGUUUAUCUAAGCCCUCGACUAUAAUUGACCGUAUGAGGAGACUUCACUGUGACUUAGGAUUCAGUUUUGAGGAUAUUUUGUGGAUUGGGAGGACCCGUCCUCAGGUGCUGCGUUACGGUAACUUCUACAACCGUUGUCUAGAGUUAUAUGACAGUGAUGAGGGAUUUACAUUUGGUGAUAUAAUCAAUAUUGUCCACAAAUACCCUAAUGUAUUAACUUUCAAUGUCCCUAGAACUGUGCGCCCGAAGAUUCGUUAUUACCGUCGUGUGAUGCGCCGUUCUAUAGGUGAUAUAAUAGACUUUCCCAAAUGCCUGAGUUACUCGUUGUACGACAGGAUCAUUCCUCGGCACAUAGCUGUCAUGAACAAGAUAUACAAGGGCCAGUUUUUGAAAGUCUAUCGAUUCUUAUUUGAAUCUGGCUUUUAUAAAGGUUACGGGCAGACUGUAACGGAUGAGCGUAUCCCUGACAUACUACCACCUGACCAUUCCAAGUACAUGGCUGUAUAUGAUCAGGUUAACAGCGAUAUAACUUUUGAAAUCCUCAUUAAGUAUGAUGAUGCUCUGUUUCAGCAACACUUCAAUUUAUCUUAUCGCGACUUGAUUCAGGGCAAGGAAGACGCCCUAAAGAUUCCUUUACCCACAGAUGUACUUUAAUAACGUCUUUAAGAGGAUCUACGCUAGGGUGUGUGCUCCUACUUGUGAGUGUGUAACUAUUGAGUCUCGAUGUCAGUCGCUUGGUCCUCCUAGGUCAUAUCGCACGCUAUCUGACGGUAGUCCGAAGCUACCGCUGGAUGACCAGAUUACAGCUCCUCGUGUUCGUGUUUUACGUGACGGGAAGUUUGUUGGUGAUUUUGACACUCCUGAGGCAUUAAGCGUUGCUAAACGGGAAGGUGUCAAUUUAAUACUAUUCCGCCCGUCAUCUACUCCGCCAAUUUGCGUCUUGGCUAAGUAUGAGGAUUUUAUUGAGCAGCAUAAGCCAAAGCCUGUGGAGACAGGUUCGCAGGAUUCCAAUGCUGUAUUUCGCUUUGAUCCUAGUCUUAAGGUAAAAGUAGUGCAAAUAUCGGCCCAUUGCGCUGAGAAUGACUUUAAACGCAAGAUUCAAUCAGCUCGAAAAUUUUUAGAAUCAGGCAAUCGUGUUGAGUUGGUGGUGUUUACUAAAUCCAAUCGCAAGCAAUCUGCAUCGAUAUCGCCACCUGCUGACAGUACACUCCCUUUAUCGUUUUCUUUGGAGAAUCCGCUGAUACAGCGUGUUGAGUACAUAUACGCUCAGUUGGCCGACGUGGGUCGUCCUUUUACAUUACGUAGCAAGGUAGACCUUAGGCAACGUCAGUUGCAAUUGAAAUUUUGGCCCAUAUAACUAACAUUCAAUCGUGUUGUUA
Babesia bovis T2Bo is the source of this 3116-nucleotide messenger RNA. Its product is annotated as mTERF family protein. Bases 55 to 2391 code for a protein of 778 amino acids. The record is from RefSeq and is a predicted model, not a curated record. The transcript has 2 exons. Gene Ontology annotation, biological process: regulation of DNA-templated transcription. Gene Ontology annotation, molecular function: double-stranded DNA binding. Lineage: Eukaryota; Apicomplexa; Aconoidasida; Piroplasmida; Babesiidae.